CUUGAUAUUCCGACGGCGUACGCACAACUUGUUAGGGUAAUCAAAAUGAUGAUGACAGUAGUCCUGGUCUUCACAAUAUGCUGGUUACCUUUCAAUGUUCUUAUGUUAUUCAUGGACCCUAACUCUGAAUUCGUGGCCUGGAAAGGAUUACCAUACGCCUGGGCGACCCUUCACUGGCUAGCAAUGUCACAUUCUUGUUACAACCCUGUGAUAUAUUGUUGGAUGAAUGCCAGGUUUAGAUCAGGCUUCAUAACAGCACUUAGUAGAAUACCAGGAUUACGAAGGUAUUUUAAUGAUUCACGUAUUAAUACCCAUCAUCAUAGUGAUAUUCCUGGUAUGGCAAUGACAGGAGUCGACAGUGCAAAUAAUUCAGGAUUGAAGCGCAUAAAUACAUGCACGACUUACGUGAGUGUGCGAAGAAAAGGCGGAUCUACUUACGGAAUGCCUGCAAGAAGCGCGAGCUUCCGACACGGUGAUUUAAAGCCUACGAAUAAUCAAUCACAACGACAUUUUAUCAAGCUCGAGUGCCAGCAAGAAGAGUCAAUUUAA
Cotesia congregata is the source of this 549-nucleotide messenger RNA. The record is from the annotation of a GenBank genome assembly. Lineage: Eukaryota; Metazoa; Arthropoda; Insecta; Hymenoptera; Braconidae.